Messenger RNA from Saitoella complicata NRRL Y-17804, 911 nucleotides. RefSeq lists its product as uncharacterized. Lineage: Eukaryota; Fungi; Ascomycota; Saitoellomycetes; Saitoellales; Saitoellaceae. The transcript has a single exon. Bases 86 to 565 code for a protein of 159 amino acids. The record is from RefSeq and is a predicted model, not a curated record.
GUAGUGAAUCCCGAGUUGAAUGGUAUAAGUGUCGGUUGCGACUCGUGCUGUUCUUAACUGUAUCCCCUCGAGAUGAGUCCCGACCAUGACUUCUAUGCUCAAGAAAUCCCUCAACAAACUCGCCCUCGGCGGUCCUUUGAAGGCCUUGACUCCAACGGUAGACCUACACGAUAUCUACCUCUACGCAGAAAGUAACUUUGUCCCAUCCUCACGAUCCCAGAGCCGGCAAGUGUCCUCAACCUUUACCGGGUUCACUCCACGGACCUCGACGUCUACUCCUGCCCCACCUAUUCCGCAGCUGGAAGAGAUCGAAGCGGAUGAGGUCUAUGGCAUUGAGGUGCUUUCCCUCGUGCUGCCUGCUUGCCCGUGUGGUCCGCUCUGCCAUCAGAAAUUACGAGAGUGUACUGAUGAUAGGUGUAGAGCAGUUCUACGACCGGCUUGUCGCCCUCCACGACGUUUGUCGUUCCACGCCAGGUGUGCUCCCGCUAGGGAGGCUCCUCGAUUUCCACCGUCAGACAACGCUACCAUUACUCGGCCACGAAAUGAUCUCAAAUACUGGCAGUGAUCAAGCUACCUUGCGCGCAGUGGAGUCUUGCUUGGCCCCGGACUAUCUCCGCACAACCCUCGUGCGCCUCGAGGUCCUGGAUGCCAUUGCUGCAAAGUUCGAAGAGGUCGUCGGGAUAAAAAGUGGAUACGGGAGUGGUUGGAUUACGAAUAGAGUCCCCAGUGCUGGGAAAUCAGAUGAUGAAUGGUCCGGUGCAAAUUCGAGUGUGGUCUGGUAGCGUAGCCUCAAUUUAUCUUUCAGUUCUCACGGCGUCCGGGCCCGGUUAUGAUAUUGCAUGCCCGUAACAACGAGCACUGACAGUCAAAGACUUGUAGUCCCACUUGGUUAACCCUAAGGAGACAUCAUC